UUCCCCGCGGAUUAUUGGAAAUUCCAAGCCAAACCAAUAGUUCCCCUCCCGAAACCCCUUUAAAAAACCCUAGAAUUUUCAAUCUAUCGAAAUUUCGCCCGCCUAGAUUCGCUGAUUCUGUUCGAAUACCAACUCCGGCGAGAUCUCCAGCUUUCAUUUUGCGGGUCUACUAUCGAACCGCUGAAUUUCUGAAGAUUCGAUGGACUUCGACGAGUAUGAUUACUUGGAGAAAGCCGUGGAGGAUCAGGACGAUAAGGAGACGAAGAAGGCAAAGAAGAGCGAGAGUGAGAGGAACGAGAAAAGCAGCAGGAAGAGAGAGGUAGACGAGGAAGCUGGCUCUGGUGGUCGUGUGGAUGAGGAGCUGAAGGUCAAGAGGUCGAAAAGCGAGCAUGAAAAUGGGAAGGAGGAUAGGGAUCACUCGGGCCGAGCGAGGGAUCGGCAUCGAAGAGACAGAGAGGAAGAAACAGAUGGGGUUAAAGAGAGGGAUAGAGAAAGGAACCGUACGAGAGAUAGGGGUAGCAGUGAGAAGGAAAGGGAUAGAGACAGGGAUAGAGAGGAGAGAGAUAGAGAGAGACAUAAGGAGAAGGAGAAGGAGAAGGAGAGGGAGAGAGACAAGGAUAGAAGGGAUAAGGAGAGAGAUAGAGAGAGGCAUAAGGAGAAGGACAGAGAGAGAGACAAGGAUAGAAGGGACAAGGAGAGGGAGAGGGAGAAGGAGAAAGAAAGAGAAAGGAGAGAAAGGGAGAAGAGGGAGCGGGAGAGAGAAGAGGAGAGAUCGAGGCGAAGCAGGAGUCGGUCUGUUCGGGAGAAAGAACGUGAAGUUGAUGUCAGAGAAAACAGGAGAAUGAAGGAAAAGAAAGACAUGGUGGAGCCUGAAGCGGAUCCAGAGAGGGAUCAAAGAACUGUAUUUGCAUAUCAGAUGCCUUUGAAGGCCACAGAGAGAGAUGUUUAUGAAUUCUUUUCAAAAGCGGGAAAGGUGAGAGAUGUCCGGCUGAUCAUGGACAGGAAUUCUAGACGGUCAAAAGGAGUUGGGUAUGUUGAAUUUUAUGAUGCGAUGUCUGUGCCCAUGGCUAUUGCUCUCUCUGGUCAACUACUUUUUGGGCAACCUGUUAUGGUUAAACCUUCAGAGGCUGAAAAGAAUCUUGUUCAAUCAAAUACGUCUGGGGCCUCUGGUGCAGGUCCAUAUGGAGCAGUAGACAGGAAACUAUAUGUUGGUAAUCUACAUUUUAACAUGACUGAGACUCACCUUCGAGAGAUUUUUGAAGCUUUUGGUCCCGUGGAGCUUGUGCAACUACCUCUCGACCUUGAAUCGGGUCACUGCAAGGGUUUUGGAUUUGUUCAAUUUGCUCAUCUAGAGCAUGCGAAGGCAGCUCAAAGCUUGAAUGGGAAAUUAGAAAUUGCAGGCCGAACCAUUAAGGUUUCAUCUGUAACAGAUCACAUUGGAGCACAAGAGAACGUUGCAAAAUCAAAUGACCUUGAUGAUGAUGAAGGGGGCGGUCUGGCAUUGAAUGCUCAAUCAAGAGCUCUGCUUAUGCAGAAGCUUGACCGCACUGGCAUUGCUACCAGUAUUGCAGGAUCUCUUGGAGCUCCAGUGUUGAAUGCGUCAGCCCCAAAUCAGAGAGCUACCAGCUUGCCACUAAAUGGUCAAGCUGCAGUUGCUGCACCAGUACUUCCUGCGAAUUUUACUCCACCUGUUUUACAAUCUGUUGGAAGUCCUAGUGAAUGCCUACUACUGAAAAACAUGUUUGAUCCAUCGACGGAGACAGCACCAGACUUUGACUUGGAAAUCAAAGAAGAUGUUGAAGAGGAGUGUUCUAAAUAUGGUCAUGUUAAGCAUAUAUAUGUGGAUAAAAAUAGCGCGGGAUGUGUGUAUCUGCAAUAUGAUACGGUGGAAGCUGCUAUUAAUGCUCAACGUGCAAUGCACUUGAGAUGGUUUGCAGGCAGGCAGAUAUCAGUAUUGUUCAUGCAACCGCAGGUUUAUGAAGCCAAGUUUAUAGGAGCUUGAAUGCCGUUCGUGGUUCUCAUCAUUUAGGAGUAACCAGAAGAUCCCUCCAGCCGUCCAGUCAAUCUCUAAUUCCUCCCCCGUUUCUGUAAUAGGUGCAUGUAGAAGUACAGGUUAAAAUUGAGUUGACUUUCUGGAUAGAAACGUAAAACGCCCUGUUCCUUAUGCUGGAAAUUGGUACCUAUUCUUCAUUUCUACUCUUCUAUAACAUGAGUGUCAAGCGAAUACUUUUUGUUGGCUUGGAUGGAUGCCUUAGUGCCGACUUGUGGAGCUGCUGCUUUCUUUGAACAUGCCUUGCAAUGCAUGCAUUUUGUUGAAAGUCUUCUCUGAAACACACAUAGUUUGAGUUGGAUUUUCGUGCAAUAUUACAGAUUCAUAUCUGCCAGCGAUUACUUGAAGCCCUUAAUUUAUACAAAUUUUUCCCAAUGUUCAUAA
This is a messenger RNA of Cucurbita moschata (crookneck pumpkin), 2434 nucleotides long. Its product is annotated as RNA-binding protein 39-like. The transcript has 13 exons. The record is from RefSeq and is a predicted model, not a curated record. Bases 200 to 2002 code for a protein of 600 amino acids. Lineage: Eukaryota; Viridiplantae; Streptophyta; Magnoliopsida; Cucurbitales; Cucurbitaceae. Gene Ontology annotation, biological process: mRNA processing. Gene Ontology annotation, cellular component: nucleus. Gene Ontology annotation, molecular function: RNA binding.